Molecule: messenger RNA, 2181 nt
Organism: Striga hermonthica
Lineage: Eukaryota; Viridiplantae; Streptophyta; Magnoliopsida; Lamiales; Orobanchaceae
Source: the annotation of a GenBank genome assembly
AUGGAAAAUGGUGAAGGGAACAGGAAAAACUGCAAUUUUGAUGCUUGUACAUCACGCUGCAACAUCUUGUACCUCGUGAAAGAGAUGGAUUUAUCAUAUGGAGGGAGUGGAUCUGGAGAAGAAAUAUACAACUCGAGAAAGGGCAAGAAGCAGUACCAUCGUCAUUCAACGCAGCAGAUUCAGCAGCUUGAAGCUUUCUAUAAAGAAUGCCCACACCCAGAUAAGAACCAAAGGCAGCAAUUGAGCAGGGAACUGGGCCUCGACCAGAAGCAGAUAAAAUUCUGGUUUCAGAAUAAAAGGACUCAGAUAAAGGCUCAGAACGAGCGUGCAGACAACAAUGCUCUCCGGAGCGAAAACGAAAGAAUUCAUUUUGAGAAUAUUGCUAUGCAAGAGGCACUGGAGAACGUCAUUUGUCCUGCAUGUAAUGGCUCGUUUCCUGGGGAAGAAGAGAGACGUAACAACUUACUGAGGCUGAGGAUGGAAAAUUCGCGAUUGAAGGAAGAGCAUGAAAAGGCAAUAGGUUUCUUCGCUAACUACAUGGGAUAUCCAUCUAUGCCAUUGCCCCGUACAGAGCCCCUUGCCAAUAUGCAGAUAAACCAAUUUCCGGGGGAAGGUGUGGGACCCACGGGUCCCAGCGUCGAGCACGUGCCACGGCUUGCGGAGAAUCCCAUAACCCCGCCUUGGUUGAGCGGGAUAACAGAUGUGGACAGAUCCAAUAUUAUUGAAACCGCCGUUGGCUCCAUAAAUGAACUCAUGGAACUCAUGCACGUGAAUGAGCCGAUAUGGGUCCGGACCCCGGCAAAUGGCAGAUGCACUAUGCAUCGUGAGAGUUACGAUAAGCUCUAUCCGCAUUCCAAUCACAUCAAGACUGCAAGCGCACGAUUUGAGUCGUCCAAGGAUUCGGGCGAGGUGGAAAUGUCUGCGCUUAAAUUAGUGGAGAUUCUUCUUGACGUGAAUAAAUGGAAGGACAUGUUUCCUACUAUUAUUUCGAAAGCGAAAGUCAUUGAUAUACUUGAUACGGGGAUCUUGGGAGGCUUGUUACAUCUGAUGUAUGAGAAAGAGCACGUUUUAUCACCUCUUGUGGCUCCUCGGGAGUUCUUCUUUGUUCGAUAUUGCAGACAGCUCAAUCCGACCACAUGGUUGAUGGUAGACGUGUCUUAUGAUUUUCUUAGAGGGUUCCAAGAUGGUGCUCCUACCCAUUCUUGGAAGCUUCCUUCUGGCUGCAUGGUUGAAGACAUGUCAAAUGGAAAAUCAACUGUUACAUGGAUCGAACAUGUUCAUGUGGAUGACAAAUCGUUGACUCAUCGCCUAUAUCGAGAUCUAGUGCGCGGUUGCCAAGCAUAUGGAGCCAAACGGUGGAUCACUACUCUCCAAAGGAUGUGCGAGAGAUUUGCAUUCUCAAGGGGGGAAAUUCCUGCACCUAGAAAUGGACUUGAAGGGGUUAUCACUUCAUUUGAGGGACGGAGAAAUGUGAUGAAGCUCUCUCACAGAAUGGUGAAGAACUUUUGCGAGGCACUAAGCAUGUCAGAUAAUCUCGAUUUUCCUCACCUGUCGGAUUUUGAAAAUAGUGGAGUCCGAAUCUCGUUCCGGAAAAGUGACGAACCAGGCCAAGUAGACGGCUUUGUGGUCAGUGCGGCUACCUCUAUUUGGCUUCCCCUUUUGAAAGAAGAUCUCUUUGAUUAUCUGAGAGAUGAGAAAAAUAGAUACCAGUGGGAUGUGUUAUCCAGUGGAAAUCCUGCAAAUGCAGUUGCACGCAUCUCAACUGGAGCACAUCCCGGGAAUUGUGUCUCAAUCAUCCAGCCGUUUGUCCCCAAAGAGACCAAGAUGUUGAUGCUGCAAGAGAGUAGUCUCGAUUCCUUAGGAGCACUACUUAUAUAUGCCCCAAUGGAUUUACCAACCAUCAUAUCAGUUGUUAACGGUGAGGACAACAUGAGGAUACCGAUUCUCCCAUCAGGCUAUGUAAUCUCUGGUGACGGCCGAACGAACAAAGCAAAUGCAGCUUCAAGCAGUUCAAACCCUAAUAACUCCUCAACCGGUUCACUCUUGACUGUAGCAUUUCAGAUACUGGUGUGCCGUGGGCCAUUAACAAAAGAGCUCAACAUGGAGUCAGUGGCCACCGUGCAUGCUCUGAUCAGCUCCACAAUCGAGAAGAUCAAAACGGGACUUAAUGUUUCGGAUUAG